Molecule: messenger RNA, 417 nt
Organism: Colletotrichum truncatum
Lineage: Eukaryota; Fungi; Ascomycota; Sordariomycetes; Glomerellales; Glomerellaceae
Product: TATA-binding protein-associated phosphoprotein
Biological process (GO): RNA polymerase II preinitiation complex assembly; negative regulation of transcription by RNA polymerase II
Cellular component (GO): negative cofactor 2 complex
Molecular function (GO): TBP-class protein binding; protein heterodimerization activity; RNA polymerase II general transcription initiation factor activity
Source: RefSeq, a predicted model, not a curated record
AUGUCGGAUCACGAGUUUGCGGGCAACGAUGACUUGUCCUUGCCCAAGGCAACCGUCCAGAAGAUUGUGACGGAAAUCCUGCCGCCCUCCGCCGGCGUCGCAUUCUCCAAAGAGGCUCGUGAUCUCCUCAUCGAGUGCUGUGUUGAGUUCAUCACCCUCAUUUCUUCCGAGGCCAACGAGAUCUCGGAAAAGGAGGCGAAGAAGACCAUCGCCUGCGACCACAUAACAAAGGCCCUCGAGCAACUCGGCUUUGCAGACUACGUCCCCGCCGUUCUCGAGGCAGCAGCAGAACACAAAGAAGUCCAAAAGGGACGCGAGAAGAAGGCAAACAAGUUCGCUAACAGCGCCAUCCCCCUCGAGGAGCUGGAGAGGAUGCAGCGGGAGGCCUUUGAGGAUGCUGCCAACAGACAUGCUUAG